This is a messenger RNA of Microplitis demolitor, 636 nucleotides long. RefSeq names its product gamma-glutamylcyclotransferase-like. Bases 19 to 576 code for a protein of 185 amino acids. NCBI's taxonomy places the organism in Eukaryota, Metazoa, Arthropoda, Insecta, Hymenoptera, Braconidae. The transcript has 4 exons. Gene Ontology annotation, molecular function: gamma-glutamylcyclotransferase activity. The record is from RefSeq and is a predicted model, not a curated record.
AAAUAAAUAAUCGUCAGUAUGAACGGGCCAAUGAUUAUGAUGGAAACCUUCUUAUACUUUGCUUAUGGUAGUAAUAUGCUUUCAUCGCGAUUACUUGUUGCUAAUUCAACUGCGCGGUAUAAAGAUAUUGCUUGCUUACAAGAUUAUAGAUUAGAUUUUUGUGGAUAUACUCCGGUUUGGGAGGCAUCACCGGCAACUAUUGUAGAAGCAUCGGGCUCACAUGUAUGGGGAGUUAUGUGGGAAUUAAAUAUCAGUGAUAUCAAGCAUUUAGACGGACAAGAAGAAGUACAUGUUGGUAAUUAUAAACCAUUGACAGUUAGUGUUACGACAGUUGAUGGAAAAAUAUUUAACUGUCGUACUUAUAAAAUGACCAUUGAUCCUGAAGAUAAUGUACCUUUGGAUAAAUUACCUGAUCAUCGUAGACCUUCUCUAAUUUAUUUAAAAACAGUAAUCAAAGGUGCACUAGAACAUGAUUUACCAAAAAAAUAUAUAGAAAAUUUAAAUUCUACAAGACAUAAUGGCCAAGAAUUUCCCAUUCCCAUUGGAUUUGAAGGCUUCAGUGAUACUUGGAAUUGAAUUUUUCCAUCACAAUCUGGAUCCCAGUGAUAUUUAAAUCCAAUAAUUUUACGAUCUUUU